Molecule: messenger RNA, 2474 nt
Organism: Aspergillus saccharolyticus JOP 1030-1
Lineage: Eukaryota; Fungi; Ascomycota; Eurotiomycetes; Eurotiales; Aspergillaceae
Product: LCCL domain-containing protein
Exons: 2
Coding region: 245-2302 (685 amino acids)
Source: RefSeq, a predicted model, not a curated record
UUUCAUAGUGUGUCUUCUCGUAUAUCUCAACUUGCAUUAUCUCUUUUCUUUGCCGAGAAGGGUCUUCCUACGGCUGGGACCCGAUCUAGAUUGCACCGAGCUUUAGGCCCUUGGCUUCUUCUUUCCGCUGUUCGCGGCCCACCCCCACUUAGAUACGUCGGUCUCCCUCAGAACCCUGCAUACAGUCUGCCGCUUUAUCGCCAACCCCGAUUGCACACCAUAGCCACUAUCUCUCAAAGAGAAAAUGCUCGGCGAAGGCCCUGAGGAUACUUCUCGGCCGUACAUCCCGGGGUCACUGGAUGAGGAAGAGGCUCGAUCCGUCGAUGCCGACACUGCCGAUCAGCCUCAAGAUGAGGAAGCCGCGCUCCGAUAUCUCCCCGUCUGGCUACGGGAGUCAUCUAAGUCUUUUCGCUGGGGCUGGGUACCACUACCACUGCGGAAAUUCGGUCGAGCCACCGCGGAAUGGGUCAAGGGUCCGAAUCCCCCGCAGUCACUGCUUCUGAAGCCAUUGUUCCCGCGCAUUCAAGAACUUCCGGUUCGCUAUUUUGAGCGCUUCUUCCCCAAACGCAAACAGAAGAUCGCGCUCCUGCUGUUGCUGUACGCCGUCUGGCUUCUGCCGUGGAGCUUGGUGCUAUGGCACUCUCGGCAAGCAGGGUACAUCGAGGGCUAUGGGCGACCCCAGACACUCUCUUGUCGGACAAGUUUCUGGGCGCACGGGAACGAAUGCGGUUUGAAUGGAAACGACUGUCGCCCAUUCUCGGAGUCCACUAUCGCCUUUCGCUGUCCUGCUAACUGUCGCGACGCCAAAUUGCUAGAGCCCCAUAUGGUUGGAAAUGAGACCUAUAGCUAUCGGGGCCUAGUUGUGGGUGGACCGGAGCCGGGUUCGGAUGAGCCCGGUAUCUAUCGAGCAGACAGUUACGUCUGCCAGGCGGCCAUUCAUGCAGGAGUCAUCACGAAUACCGUUGGUGGCUGUGGUGUCGUAAGGUUGGAAGGUGCUGCGCACUCGUUCCCGCCGUCACAGCAGAACGGAAUUCGCUCGGUCGGAUUUCCAUCUACUUUCCCCAAGUCGUUCAGCUUCGUGGAGCUGUCUUCGUCGCAGGCGACGUGCCCCCAGGAUCCUCGGUGGCCCCUGCUCGGCAUAACUAUCGGUGUCUUGAGCGUGCUUUGGCUCUUCUGCACCUCUCCGCCGGUGCUUUUCUUCAGCACCUUCUUCAUGGUGUUCUGCCAAGUCGGUCUGGUCUCGGAUCCGCCUUCUUUCACCCAGUUUGCCGACCUACUCUCGAGUCUGCUCUCACGAUUGCUACCGGCCUCGUUCGUGGCCUUCGUCCUAUAUAAGUACUGCGCUCGACCGCUGCUGGCUCCGCUAUCAGAGCCUGUCUACCAGUUCACGAAGACGCUACUUUACUUGCCACCUGCAUUCAUCGGCGGUCUCAACAACUAUACUUUUGCGAGGCUGAUUCCCUUGGAGAGAUUAACACCUCACGACAUCCAAAAACAGCCCGGAGCCAAAGUAGCGCUGGCGCUCGUCAUUCCGACCGUGAUCUGUAUCAUUCUGACACAAGCUUGGCAAAUCCGCAUGGGCGGCUUAAUGCCGCGAUACCUCAAGAUCUAUUGUACAAUGGGCCUCAUUCUUCUAAUUUUGCUCCCUUUGCCGGGCCUACGCUUGCGCAUUCACCAUUACAUUCUCGCCAUUCUCCUCAUGCCUGGAACGGCCCUCCCGACACGACCCUCUUUGAUCUACCAGGGGUUGCUUCUGGGUCUCUUCAUCAAUGGUGUUGCCCGGUGGGGGUUCGCGUCGAUCAUCGAAACGCCCGCGGCUCUGGGCGAGCAAGCCCCGGGCCCCGGUGGAGCGCACGGGUGGUGGGGCGGCACCUUCCCCAACAUCAGCGAUUCCUCCGUGUCCAUUUCGCUGCCGGGCACGAGCUCUCAUGAGGCUCAUCAUGGCAACGGCAACAUCACUUUCACUCUGUGGGAGAGACAACGCAUGGCCAAAUUGGGCGUGGAUGGAAUCUCGGUCCUAGUCAAUGACGUCGAACGCUGGCGCGGGUACCUUGACGAGGACAAGCUUGGCGAAUUCAUCUGGCAUAGACAUGGACAUAGCGGACUCGAGUUGCUACACAGACCGACCAUUGAGAGUGAUUCGAUGGACAUGGAGAACUUUAGUGAGGAUGAAGAUUCCAAGCCAGAAGAUCUUUUCUUCCGCUUUGCGUUCCUCAAGGGAGCGGAAGCCGGCAAGUACGGCGGGGCUGGAGUCUGGCUGCAAGAUGGGCGCUGGAUCUCUCCGCCAGCCCCGAAGUCCUAGAUUAGGGGUUAUUGCAUAGAGGCUCUUCGAGCUGGUGUUGGUGGAGUAUGCAUCUGUGCUUUUGAUUAAUGAUAGCCUCCGCCUGUUCGGGGAUGGUAUCUCUGCAUGCUUUGAUAGUAGAUGGUAAAUAGAACUACACAGAUAUAUAUGAGGUUAUAAAACUACAUUCCCG